AUGGAUGAAGCAAUUAAUUUAUCAUCAUCAAAAACGGAGUUUGGUGAUGCGAUUAAUGAGUCAGAUGUUGAGGAAGAAGAUGAAGACCAAAAUCGUGGAAGUGGUCAUCAAUUUGAUCAAGAGUACGAAGAAGAUGAAGAAAUCGUAUCCGACGAUGAAUUGGAUGAUGAAUCGAAGAAUUUCGGAAUUAAUCAAAAUUUAAAACAAGGAGAUAUUGAACAAGAAUUAGAAAACGAGAAUGAGAAUGGAGACGGAGAUCUGGAAAUCGAAGCAGAUGAAGAAGAAGAAGAAGAAGAAGAAGAAGAAGAAGAAGUUGUCAUAAGGAUGGGUGAUGGUGAUCAAGAAGAGUAUGAGAGUAAUAAUACAACAAGCAAGGCUCAAAAUAAUCGAGCUAUUUCGCAAAAUUACUUAACAACACCCAUUGCUGUAUCACUCAUACCGAAAUGUGAAGAUUUAAAACAACAUCAGGCUCGUCGUAAAGGCGUACCAAAACGUUUAGAUACGUUGCAUCGAGAUAAUCAUGUUAAAAUUGCAAAACAACGAAUUGUUAUUAAUAACAACAAUAAUAAUCAUAAUUCUCAUCAUACAAAUAAUGGAAAUGGAGUUUUACCUCAUGAUGACCGAUAUAUCAAAAGUGAAGAUGACGAGGAACAAGAAGAUGAGUUCAUUCAACGACAACAACAAAAUGGACAUCAUCAAAAAUAUUUUAUACACACGACAAAUUAUAAUGAUGAAAACGAGAAUUUAGAAUAUGAAAAUGGUAGUGGUCGUGAUGAUAUCGACGAUAUUGUAACAAAUGUCUUACAAUCAAUUGUUGAAACAGUGCACAAAAAAUAUAGACAACAACAAAUUAAAAAAACACCUAUACCACAGAAAAAUAAAGAACCAACAACCUUUAAAAAAGAAGAACAGCAACAACAGACAAUGGAUCAUCGAAAAAUGAUGUUAAUGUUGGCAGCCGCUGCUGUUACACCACCGACAAAAGAAAAGUCAGCAAACAAACAAAAUGCCGCUAAAAAUUUUGGACAGUUACCAUCUACUAAACACGAAAAAUUCAAUCAAAAUCAACGAAAGCAAUCAACAAGUGAUAAUAAUCAUACAAGUAAAUUAUCGAAUCAAAAAUCCUCUUCAUUACCAAAUUCAAAUUCUCCAUUAUUAUCAACGUUUAAACAAUUGAUGCAUCUAAACCAACAAAAACAACUUUCUCAAGAACAUCACAAGUUAAAAUUACAGCAACAGUUAAUGAAACAUCAAAUUGACAAUCAAGACAGACAAAAACAAACCCAAUCACAUGAUUUACCUCAACCACAAGCUAAAAGACAAAAAACAUCGUCUACAAAUCCUGCGUCUGAGUAUGCAACUGCCUUCAAUGCAAAACAAAAUACCCAAAUGUUAUGGGAGAUGGCGCAAAUGUUAGCUUCAAAUGCUGCACCACCUGUAGAUGAAAUGCCGUUUAGUUCCAUUCUCAAAUCUCAGUUACUUGGACAACAGCAGAAGCCAUCGUCAAAUAAAGUUGGUCGACCUCCGAAGCAACAACAAAUAGGAACAAGUUUAGCUCCAAUGAGGUCAAGUACCAAUGUACCGAAUGGUAAACAUUCAUCAUCAUCGUCAUCAAAACAACAACAACCUACUGCUACUAAACAAACCUCGCAGCCUGAUCGUCCUGCUGUAUUCAAAACACAAACAAAUCCAUCAUUAUCACCACCUCCAUCCUCCUCUUCGAGUUUUGAUCCAUUACGUGGUUUUGCUCCUCGACGACGUGGUCGACCACCAAAAUACGUAACAGAACGUCCACAUUUAUCGGAUGUCUUACAAUCUGCAUCAGGAACAAAUGACCCUACGGCACUCUCAGCUGCAUUUUUGGCUGCCAUGACUGCUGCGUCAUCAUCUUCGAUAACAGACCACGAAAAUCAACAUAUUCAACCCUACGAACAAUUAUUAUCUGCUAUGUCGUCAGAUCGUUCGACGUCGUCGACAUUAGAUUUAUUAUCGACAUUUGCAGCUAAAUCAUCAAAUGGCUCUCAUCAACCGUCAACAUUUUCAUCUUUAAGCGCAUUUCAAUCUUUAUUGAAUUCUGAAUCAUUAAAAACACAUACAUCUCAUCUAGCAAGAAAUGGUGUACCGGCUUCAUUGUUAAAACAUUCGGGACAUUCUCGAUCACAUCAUCAACAUGCUACACAAGCACAACCUACAACUCACUGGACACCUCCCAAAACUACAUCAACAAGUCCAAUAUCCUCAUCUGGAAAUGAUAAUUCACAACCAAAGAAAAGAGGACCAGGGCGUCCACCAAAGAAUCAGACACUACUCAUGACUGCACCGCCAACAACUCAUGCUCAAUAUCAAUCGAAAUCCAAAAAUCCACCAACAAUGGUGCCACCCGCAAUUAAUCAACAUUUAAAUGCGGCGUUAGCUCUAGCUAACUCAAAAUUAAAUUCUGAUAUUAGAAAAUAG
Messenger RNA from Didymodactylos carnosus, 2454 nucleotides. NCBI's taxonomy places the organism in Eukaryota, Metazoa, Rotifera, Eurotatoria, Philodinida, Philodinidae. The record is from the annotation of a GenBank genome assembly.